This is a messenger RNA of Mollisia scopiformis, 363 nucleotides long. RefSeq lists its product as uncharacterized. The annotation marks the transcript as partial. The record is from RefSeq and is a predicted model, not a curated record. The transcript has a single exon. Lineage: Eukaryota; Fungi; Ascomycota; Leotiomycetes; Helotiales; Mollisiaceae.
CUGCUUCUCUCUAGUAGCAAUAGGGAGGCAAUUCUUAAGGUUUUUAGUGGCCAGGACAUUGUGAAACCUCAAAAAUGGUUCACUUAUGCAAUCCCAGGACUUCCUUCUGGUUUCUAUGGCCCUCUAGGCUUUGUACCAGUGCAUCCUAAGCUAGUGGAACAGGAGAUUAUCACACAAACUAGGACAGUCCCUGUAAGGGUUGAGCCUUCUAGGCAUGGGACGGACAUAAAAUCUGGCAAGACUACCUGGAUUGCCUCUUUCACAAAACCUAUGGUACCAUUCAGUAUCUUUAGCACCUCUAGUAAAGCCCGCCUUAUUCAGAAACCCUACCGCCUUACUCAACACUUGGAUGGGUGCCUUGGU